AUGGCCGACGAACACUCCCACUCAAGGGUCGAGCUUUACGACUCGGGUCUGACGGUUCCCUCAGACUCGGAGAUAUACUCUGCCAAUCAUGAAGUUUCAUCACCUAUGUCGGCAUCUAGUUCGCCCCUGAUUCUGUACAAGCCUCCGUCGAUCUGGGGCAUCUUGCGGGGAGCAGCGAUCAAUUUGAUCCUCCCUUUUGUCAACGGGUUGAUGCUGGGAUUUGGGGAAUUGUUCGCACAUGAGGCUGCUUUUCGUCUUGGCUGGUCUAACACAAAGAUCUUCCCUACUUAUCGGCGGUCAAGGCCCAUGGGACCAGGCGUGGAGAUUCGCGACCUUCCAUCGCGGCGCCAGCCUAGAGCCGGAAGUCUGCAAGAUACUACAUCAUUGGAGUGA
Aspergillus fumigatus Af293 is the source of this 393-nucleotide messenger RNA. RefSeq names its product TOM13-domain-containing protein. Gene Ontology annotation, biological process: mitochondrial outer membrane translocase complex assembly; protein insertion into mitochondrial outer membrane. NCBI's taxonomy places the organism in Eukaryota, Fungi, Ascomycota, Eurotiomycetes, Eurotiales, Aspergillaceae. The record is from RefSeq and is a predicted model, not a curated record. Gene Ontology annotation, cellular component: mitochondrial outer membrane.